Molecule: messenger RNA, 504 nt
Organism: Drosophila navojoa
Lineage: Eukaryota; Metazoa; Arthropoda; Insecta; Diptera; Drosophilidae
Source: RefSeq, a predicted model, not a curated record
AUGGCCAGUCACAUCAAGUACAGGAACGCAUUCCUUAGCCUAGCACUGGUGGCCUGCACGCUGGCCCUAGCCGUUGCGGAUGUCUCGCAUUUGCCGCUGCAGCAGCUGGAGGGGGAAAAUGGCUAUGGCUAUGAUUAUCCCAAGCCUGUGGUGCCGUUUGUAAUAGCCAAAACCACCACGCCAGCGCCCACACCGGCGCCCACUUAUCUGCCACCACCGCCACCGACGCCAGCGCCCACCUAUCUGCCACCACCGCCGGCGACAACGCGAUCGACAACAACCACCACUACGCCAGCGCCGACGCCAGCACCCACUUACUUGCCACCACCAAAGCCCACCACAACCACCACCACCACAACCACCACCACGACCACAACGACGCCAGCACCCACGCCGGCACCCACCUAUCUGCCGCCCAUCAUUGUGCCAGACCCCGAGCCGGGCUACCACUACGAUGCACCCGCCGAGCCCUUCAUAUUCUAAGCUGCACCGCCGCGCACCACA